Insectozyma verbasci is the source of this 243-nucleotide messenger RNA. The record is from the annotation of a GenBank genome assembly. Lineage: Eukaryota; Fungi; Ascomycota; Pichiomycetes; Serinales; Debaryomycetaceae.
AUGUUAAGAAGGGAAGCUACAACUAUUAAAUUAUCACCAGAAGAUAUAUUAGAGUAUGACGAUUCAAUACAGAAAUCUGAUAAACAGCAGCAGCAACAACAACAACAACAAAAUUCUGAAGAUUUUGGUUCAAAUUCAAUUUUACAAGAACAAUUUAUGAAUAACUCAAAUGAAUUUGUCAAAGAAGGUACAAGCAAUAAAAGUGUAAGUAGAAAUGAUAGAAUAGGUGUUCAAAGGAAUUGA